AUGGCUAGCACAAUGUUUGUCAAAGUUACUUUCUUGGUUAUGGCAUGCUUGGUUUUGAGCACUCCCUUAGCUAAUGCUGCCCUUUCAUGUGGUCAGAUACAACUCACAAUAACACCAUGCAUUGGGUACCUUAGGAGCCCAACUCCGUCUGUCCCUGCUCCAUGUUGCAAUGGGAUUAGAACUCUAAAUAGUCAAGCUAAAACUGUCCCUGAUCGUCAAGGUGCUUGUAGGUGCCUUAAAUCCACCGUCAUCAGCUUCCCUGGACUCAAUCUUCCAGCUCUUGCUGCUCUUCCGGCCAAGUGUGGUGUCAACUUGCCCUACAAAGUCACUCCCUCCAUUGACUGCAACACGUAUAUCUCUUCAAAUCAACCCUCUCUUUUCAUAUAA
Molecule: messenger RNA, 387 nt
Organism: Lathyrus sativus (Indian pea)
Lineage: Eukaryota; Viridiplantae; Streptophyta; Magnoliopsida; Fabales; Fabaceae
Source: the annotation of a GenBank genome assembly